GUUAAGACCGAAGUCAAGAUAACGCAAGUCAUUGCUGAAAACACUCUUGAUGACAACAACUUUUUAAACAUGAAGACGCAUGCUGUCAUUAUACUGUUACUUACGCUGCUAUGUGCCAUCGCCGUGCGAUCCACCGUGGAUGUUGAAAGUAAACUAGCUGAUCUGGAUGCCAAAAUGUUACAGUUUGAAGCUAAAACUGUACAGCUUGAGGACAAGAAUACAAAGCUUGAUUCCAAAAAUGUCCAGCUUGAGGCGACAAUUGGGAAGCUUGCGGCAAAAAUUGAACAGCUUGAAAAAGAACGUAAUGCAGACAAAGAAAUAAGAAAGGAGAAAGAUGUGACAUCUGCAUUACGGCUUAACAAUCAUAACGGGACAGGUGCUAUGCAGAAAAUUCCAUUUGGCUUCAUUAAGUCACCGCACACAAGAGUACCUGGGACUGUCCCCGCUGCCUUUACUGCGUGUCUAACAACGCCAACUCUUGGGAGUCCACCAAACAACGUGGGAGUCCACAACACCAUACAGUUUGAUAAAGUUGUCACCAACUUCGGUAACGCUUACAAUCAGUACACCGGGGUGUUUACAGCGCCGGCGAAUGGUGUGUACGGGUUCCACGUAACCCUUAUGACAGAAGGAAAUAAUAUCGCCUACUUCCAAAUCGUGAUUGAUGGUCAAGCUGUUGACGACAUGUACGUGGACGCUUCCCACACGAACGAACUGAAGAGUACCGCGGAAUUUGGCUCCUCCAGCUGA
Dreissena polymorpha is the source of this 750-nucleotide messenger RNA. RefSeq lists its product as uncharacterized. The transcript is spliced from 2 exons. The record is from RefSeq and is a predicted model, not a curated record. The coding region runs from base 70 to 750 and encodes 226 amino acids. NCBI's taxonomy places the organism in Eukaryota, Metazoa, Mollusca, Bivalvia, Myida, Dreissenidae. Gene Ontology annotation, molecular function: protein binding.